GACGAAGACGACUACGACGCCGACUACUACGAAAACCUGCCCGGCGGCUGGCAGCCUGCGCCCGAGCCUGAGGGGGCGGAGGCGGAACGGCGUCCCCCGCCUCCCCCAGCGGCGAGCUCCUCCCUGGGGGCGGAGGGCGGCCGCCUGGAGACAGGCAGGCUGCGGACCCAGUUGCGAGAGGCCUAUUAUCUGCUGAUCCAGGCCAUGCACGACCUGCCCCCUGACUCGGGAGCGCGGCGGGGCGGCGGGGGCUUGGCGGAUCACGGCUUCCCCGCGGGAGCCCGGGCUCCGGGCCAGCCGCCUUCCCGCGGCGCUGCGGACCGCCGAGCCUGUCCCCGAGACGGGGAGCGGAGAGGCGGCGGACGGCCUCGGCAGCAGGUGUCCCCGCCCCGGUCGCCUCAGAGGGAGUCGGGGGGAGGCCAGCUGCGGACUCCUCGGAUGCGGCUGUCCUGCAGCAGAAGCCUCGAGAGCCUCCGGGUGAGUGCCAAGCCGCUUCCCUUCCAGCGGUGGCCGAGCGACAGCUGGAUCAGGUGCGGCGGGCACGGGGACUGGGACGAGCCCCCGCCACGUGGAGGCAGGAUGGACGGCUGGAGUGGGGACCGCGCCCGGGCGGCUGCACCCACCGGCCUCCAGCCUCCAGGCUCCAAGGACCACGGCUGCUCCUCGGGAAGCCCUUUCAGGGAUCCAGCGGGGUCCUCUGUGAUACGCAGCGGCAAAGGAGACCGCCGGGAAGGCCCCUCCUUCCUCAAGCCGCCUGCAGUGACAGUCAAGAAGCUGCAGAAGUGGAUGUACAAAGGGCGUCUGCUGUCCCUGGGAAUGAAGGGUCGUGCCCGUGGGACGGCCCCCAAAGUCACAGGAACGCAGGCAGCCUCCCCAAAUGUGGGCGCUUUGAAAGUGCGUGAAAACAGUGUCCUGUCGGUGCCCCCAGACCAAAGAAUUACGCUGACAGAUUUAUUUGGAAAUGCCUAUGAGUCUUCAAUGAAGAGAAGAGAACUUGAAGAUCUGAAGGAUAAUAUUGAAUUCAGAGGUCAUAAGCCACUUAACAGCAUCACUGUUUCAAAGAAACGCAAUUGGCUAUAUCAGAGUACUCUGAGAUCUCUUAAUCUGGAAGAAGAAAAUAAGAAAUGCCAAGAUAAAAGUCAUUUAUCCAUCUCACCUGUGUCUCUACCUAAAUAUCAGCUAUCACAGUCUUUCCUCAAAUCAUCUAAAGAGUACUGUACAUAUGUGGUAUGUAACGCUACAAACUCUUCAUUAUCGAAAAACUGUGCUUUAGAUUUCAAUGAGGAAAAUGAUGCAGAUGAUGAAGGAGAAAUAUGGUACAACCCCAUUCCUGAGGAUGAUGACCUUGGUAUGUCAAGUGCCUUGAGGUUUGGUGAGGUUGACUCUGCUGUUCUGAAGCUCCCUGCUGUCAAUUUAAGCAUGUUGUCUGGCAGUGACCUGAUGAAAGCAGAGCAGCAUACUGAAGACUCGCUGUGCUCUUCCGAACAUACAGGUGAUAUUCAGAGCACAUGGUCAAAUGGAAUGAAUCCUAUGGAUCCUGCCCGUUCCACAGAAUUUGUGCAGCAGUACAAGCAAAGGCUAGGACACAAGACACAAGAAGGUGUAAUGGUAGAGGACAGUCCUAUGUUGAAAUCUUUUGCAGGUUCAGGGAUCCUGGCUGCUACAAAUAGUACUGAAUUGGGAAUUAUAGAACCAUCUUCUCCAAAUCCUAGCCCUGUGAAAAAAGGCAGUUCAAUUAAUUGGUCUUUGCCAGAUAAAAUAAAAUCUCCACGAACUGUGAGGAAACUUUCCAUGAAAAUGAAAAAGUUGCCAGAAUUUAGCCGAAAGCUAAGUGUUAAGGGAACAUUGAAUUAUAUAAACAGUCCAGAUAACACUCCUUCUUUGUCUAAAUAUAACUGCCGAGAAAUUCAUCAUACUGAUGUUCUGCCCUCUGGGAACACAACCACAGCUGCUAAGAGAAAUGUUAUAAGCCGAUACCAUCUUGAUACCAGUGUAUCCUCCCAGCACAACUACCAGAAGAAAAACUCUAUGAGUUCUAAGUAUUCCUGCAAAGGUGGUUACCUUAGUGAUGGAGACUCACCUGAACUUAUAACUAAAGCUAGCAAACAUGGAUCUGAAAACAAAUUUGGAAGAGGAAAAGAAAUAAUUUCAAAUAGUUGUAGCAAGAAUGAAAUAGACAUUGAUGCUUUUAGGCAUUAUAGCUUUUCUGAUCAACCUAAGUGUUCACAGUACAUAUCUGGGCUCAUGAGUGUACAUUUCUAUGGUGCUGAGGAUUUAAAACCACCUCGGAUAGAUUCAAAAGAUGUCUUUUGUGCAAUUCAGGUAGAUUCAGUAAACAAAGCAAGAACAGCUUUGCUCACAUGUCGAACAACAUUUUUAGACAUGGAUCACACUUUCAACAUAGAAAUUGAAAAUGCACAACAUUUGAAACUAGUAGUAUUCAGCUGGGAACCCACUCCAAGAAAAAAUCGAGUUUGUUGUCAUGGAACUGUUGUUCUUCCCGCCUUAUUUAGAGUGACAAAGACUCAUCAAUUGGCUGUCAAACUUGAACCUAGAGGUCUUAUUUAUGUGAAAGUGACUCUUAUGGAACAGUGGGAGAAUUCUCUUCAUGGACUAGACAUAAACCAAGAACCAAUAAUAUUUGGAGUUGAUAUUCAAAAAGUUGUAGAGAAAGAAAAUAUAGGACUGAUGGUGCCCCUUCUGAUACAGAAAUGUAUUAUGGAAAUUGAAAAGAGAGGCUGUCAGGUAGUAGGCCUGUAUCGAUUAUGUGGUUCGGCAGCAGUCAAGAAAGAACUGCGAGAGGCUUUUGAGAGAGAUAGCAAAGCUGUUGGUCUGUGUGAAAACCUGUACCCAGAUAUAAAUGUAAUAACAGGUGUUCUUAAGGAUUAUUUAAGAGAACUCCCUUCUCCUCUGAUAACAAAGCAACUUUAUGAGGCUGUAUUAGGUGCAAUGGCAAAAAGUCCUUUGAAAAUGUCAUCAAAUGGUUGUGAGAAUGACCCAAGUGACUCUAAGUACACUGUUGACCUGCUGGAUUGUCUGCCUGAGAUUGAGAAGGCAACCCUAAAGAUGUUAUUGGAUCAUUUGAAAUUGGUGGCUUCCUAUCAUGAAGUGAAUAAGAUGACAUGCCAGAAUUUGGCUGUGUGCUUUGGACCAGUGUUAUUAAGUCAGAAGCAAGAGCCUUCAUCACAUAACAACAGAGUCUUCACUGAUUCAGAAGAACUUGCAAGUGCUUUGGAUUUUAAAAAACACAUUGAAGUUCUUCAUUACUUACUCCAACUCUGGCCAGUGCAGCGUUUAACUGUCAAAAAAUCAACAGACAGUUUAUUCCCAGAGCAGAAGUCUUCUCUGAAUUAUUUGAGGCAGAAGAAAGAACGACCUCAUAUGUUAAAUUUGAGUGGUACUGAUUCAUCAGGAGUACUUAGGCCAAGGCAAAACCGAUUAGACAGUCCACUUAGCAAUCGUUAUGCGGGAGACUGGAGCAGCUGUGGGGAAAACUACUUUUUAAAUACAAAAGAAAAUUUAAAUGAUGUGGAUUAUGAUGAUGUCCCUUCAGAAGAUAGAGAAAUUGGAGAAAAUUAUAGCAAAAUGGAUGGGCCAGAAGUAAUGAUUGAACAGCCAAUUCCCAUGUCCAAAGAGUGUACAUUUCAGACAUAUUUGACAAUGCAGACAAUUGAGUCUACAGUGGAUCGAAAAAACAAUCUCAAAGAUCUACAAGAAAGUAUUGAUACUUUGAUUGGAAAUCUGGAACGUGAACUCAACAAAAACAAGCUUAAUAUGAGUUUUUGAGAUUGAGAGUUUUUCUGGUUUUUUUUUUUUUGUAAUGUCUUAAAGUUUCAAAUCUGUUUUUCUUUGCUUUCUUUUCUUAUACCACCCACAGUGAUGUUUUCAUUUUAUUACUCUUGAAAUCUUUAAUUUCUAAUAAGUUUAUCUGAUUCAAUUAAAAACACUAUUCAUUAAUAUAAUUUUUACUUAUCUCCCUAGAAAACUUUUCUGGGGAUCAAUAAAACUUGGACAUCUUGGGCUAUUUUACUAAAUCUUGCCAAGUCUAUGGAGAUAACUUUCAAAUGCACUUAAGAAGGUUCACAUAAGUUAUUAUCCCCUCAAGGUUUUUCUGCUUUAUGGGAACCACUCUUCUGUAGCUGAGACAGAUGUUCUUUUUUUGUUGUUUUUUGAGACGGAGUCUCACUCUGUUACCCAGGAUGGAGUGCACUCGUGCGAUCUCAGCUCACUGCAACCUCCACCUCCCCAGUUCAAGUGAUUCUCCUGCCACAGCCUCUCGAGUAGCUGUGAUGACAGGCGCCCACCACCAUGCCCAGCUAAUUAUUGUAUUUUUAGUAAAGACGGGGUUUCACCAUGUUGGCCAGGCUAGUCUCAAACUCCUGACCUCAGGUGAUCUGCCCACCUUGGCCUCCCAAAGUGCUGGGAUUACAGGCGUGAACCACCACGCCCGGCCUUUAGAUGUUCUUUUAGAGGAACAUCACAGCUGUUGUCUGAUUUGCAGUACGGGUCCUGGUACACUGCAACAUCCUUUGGUCACAUUUGUAAUGCAAAUGCUGCUAUAAGAAAAUCUUUUUAUAAAUAAAAGUGAAAUUAUACAAGUAUUAAUGUAUUCUGUAUUAACAGUAAUUUAAGCUUAUAAAAAUUAAAUAUUUUUAUAAUCCUGAAACUAUGUAUAUAUUUAUAAAUGCAUAUAUGUAUAGAUAUCAGGAUGGGGGAGGGAUUACUGUAGAAUCGCAUGUAUUUUUAAAGUAUAUAUGUCAUGAGACCAAAAUUAUUAUCUUAAAAUAUUUUUUUCAGGGAGAGAACAUUUGAAUUAAAGGAGGAAUUACAUAAAAACACCUGAACAAAAAUAUUCUAGAAGCAUCUGA
Messenger RNA from Mandrillus leucophaeus (drill), 4868 nucleotides. It is a transcript of the gene SYDE2, whose product is annotated as synapse defective 1, Rho GTPase, homolog 2 (C. elegans). Bases 205 to 3786 code for a protein of 1193 amino acids. The transcript has 7 exons. Lineage: Eukaryota; Metazoa; Chordata; Mammalia; Primates; Cercopithecidae. The record is from RefSeq and is a predicted model, not a curated record. Gene Ontology annotation, biological process: signal transduction.